Molecule: messenger RNA, 1123 nt
Organism: Amoebophrya sp. A120
Lineage: Eukaryota; Dinophyceae; Syndiniales; Amoebophryaceae
Source: the annotation of a GenBank genome assembly
UUUAUUUCCGAGCCCACUGGGGCCCGAUCCCGUUGACGAGUUGUUGACCGAAAGUCGGAUGCAAGCGAUCACGCAGCGUCAUCCGCAAUCACCGAAGAAGGGGAGUGGACCGUCGCCCUUACUGAUGGAUCCCAAAUAAGUGGUUCCAGGUUUGGCAUGGGUUAAAGAAGUACGACUUGCGUGACAACUUGGAAUUCCGGCAGGAGUAUGAUCACCAGUUGUGCGUGAUGAUGCCGAUCGAGUAUCCUGUUCAAGGACGUCAACCGCUCCGCUUGUUGCAGGACAUGGAUGCCCUGUUGAACGGUCCCUACGGGAUUCUCAAGCGGGACCGUCACGAGUUGGUAGCCGUGAUCCGGAUAGGGGCGAAAAACAUCGACUUCGACAUGACGGGAAUUGCGAAAAUUGCGGCCAAGAUUGACUUCUUGAUGUUUUGUUUGACCCGCAACGGCAACUGGAAGCCGCAUCCCGAUCCGAACCCGGAACAACACUCCAUGACCGAGUUGAAAAGAUUCUUUAUCUUCUUUGGUCACACGAAGACGAUGACGCUCGAUCAGGGUAUCCACACCGAUCAUUGGAAAUGCCAGGUGGAGACGUUUAUGGACCAGGACGUGGAGGAAGCAGUGAAGAAGUGGGUGCACUACGAUCACCUGAAGGAGUGCCGGGAGUUCCGCAAGAAAAUGGACGAGGUGGAGCCGGGAUCAUGGGAGCGACUACGGAAAUGGAUCCGGUGCGAGGACGAGAACGCAUAAGAGAAAUGCACAAAAACAUGCAUGCGUUUUGACUUAGAAUAAAAAGGUGAAAGAGAGUCUAAAAAUAAUCUACACUCCUAGAUAGCCUCUAAAAGUAGAUUGAAGAACCUGAUUUCCUUGACACUCGAACACCGGGGAAUUGCGAAGUUGUAAACUAGAAUUUCUGUCUGCAGAAUGGGUGUUGUCAAGGGAGUCGGUUCGUGCGUUAUGUUUAUCGUUCGUACUGAAAACUCGUAUACGUGCACGUCUACUCGUCUUCGUACAACGUUUACUAACCUAACUAGAAACUACAUGAAUAUUCAAUGGACUUAACUAAACCUGCCUUCGUGGCUCAAGGACCCGGAUUUUUGUUUAUUGCGUGUUGCUGACCUGGU